AAAAAGCCUCUAAUUUGGAUGAGGAGGGCCAGGGUGCAUGAUUUCCACUAUGGCAGUAGCCCUCCUCAAGUGGCGUUGGACAGAUUGACUUUGGGUUUUUUUUUUCCCUACAUAUGCAUGAUUAACAUAAAUCUUGUUGAAUAAAUUGACAGGUCGAACAUGACAGCUACAGUUGUUCCUAUAGUUCUUAACCUUAAAAACUAUGAUGAUUGGAGUUCUCGGAUUAAAACCUACUUAUUAGCCGAAAAUCUUUGGAACGUUGUCGAAGGCAGCUAUAGACCUCCUAUAAGAGAAGAUGGUGAAUUUGAUGAUGAGGCUUGGGAGAAGAAAGAUGCCAAGGCCUUAUAUGCAAUCCAGAAUUCUUGCGGGGAUGAUAUUUAUCAAUUUAUCAAGAACGAAACCAUGGCCAAAGGAGCAUGGGAUACUUUGUCAAAUAAACUGAAGAAGCCAGAUGAAAAGUCUGAUGAAAAAGUAUACAUGUCGGUUGGUGAAGCGUAUCCAACUCUGACUAAGCCAGAGGUUUCAAAGAAGAAGGGCGCACAGAAGGUAUAUAUAUGUAGAUACCUUGAUCCUCACAAAUUAAUAGUUGUAUAUAAUUCUAUUUAAUAGUAAUAGUAUGGCUAACCAUUGACAUCAACAAUAGACCUCGGUUAUAUUA
Messenger RNA from Malus domestica (apple), 658 nucleotides. Lineage: Eukaryota; Viridiplantae; Streptophyta; Magnoliopsida; Rosales; Rosaceae. The record is from RefSeq and is a predicted model, not a curated record.